AUGGAUAGGUCAGCAAGAUUUGGAAUGAUUCACAGAUAUGCGAAAGAAAAUGCCUUGCCUUCAUACAGGGUAACUCAAGUAUUCCAAUCUAUAUAUAAAAAUAAGACACCUGACUUUUUGUCAAUGUAUCAUAUACCGAAGGUAGUAAGGCAUGGAUUGAAUGAGUGCUUUGAAGGUUCUUUAUUAUCAAUAACUCCUAUAACUGAAAGUAAAGCGGAAAGUGCACAUAAAGUUCUGUUCAAAAACAGAGAUAAUACUCGAAUAGAAUCUGUUCUCCUCUAUUUUAAAAGUCAUAAGUCACUCUGUAUUUCUAGCCAAGUCGGAUGCGCGCAUGCUUGUUCUUUCUGUGCAACAGGAAAGAUUGGAUUAAAGAGAAAUCUAACAGUUGAUGAAAUCACUGAUCAAAUAUUAUACUUUCAACAACGCGGGCAUAAAAUAGACAGUAUCUCAUUCAUGGGAAUGGGAGAACCGUUAUCUAAUCCAAAUGUCUUCCGAUCAAUAAAGGUGUUGACGGACAGGAAUUACUUUGCAAUAUCACCCAGAAGAAUAAAUAUAUCCACUGUAGGAAUACUGCCAGGAAUCAAAAAAUUGAACAAAGAGCAACCAUUCGUUAAUUUUGCGUACUCAUUACAUUCCCCGUAUACGCACGAAAGGAAUGAAAUGGUACCAGCAAAUAGAAUUUAUCCAUUUCAAGAGGCAUACGAACUAAUGGAUGAGAGAAUUAGGCAAACUGGUAAAAGAAUCUGGAUCUCGUACGUUCUAAUGAAAGACAAGAACGAUAGUAAAGACCAUGCUAAAGAAUUGGUUUCUAUCAUUAAAAAUAGACCGGAGGAUAGUAGAUACUUAUAUCAUGUGAAUUUAAUACCAUAUAACUCAGCACGUGCCGUAGAAGGCAUUGAAAAGCUAGAUGAUGAUAGGUCACUAAUUUUUCAGAAAAUUCUUGAAAAAAACAAAGUUUCCUGCUCAUACAGAAAUUAUUAUGGAAGGAGUAUAGAUGCAGCUUGUGGGCAACUAUAUGCAGACUACGAAGUAAAGGAUAAAUUGUAG
Molecule: messenger RNA, 1047 nt
Organism: Theileria equi strain WA
Lineage: Eukaryota; Apicomplexa; Aconoidasida; Piroplasmida; Theileriidae
Product: radical SAM enzyme, Cfr family domain-containing protein
Exons: 7
Coding region: 1-1047 (348 amino acids)
Biological process (GO): tRNA methylation; rRNA base methylation
Molecular function (GO): iron-sulfur cluster binding; RNA methyltransferase activity
Source: RefSeq, a predicted model, not a curated record